AUGAGUUACCAGAAAGCUUCUCAAGAACCCUACCCUCCACCAGGCAUCAACAAACACACUUCCUUUCCACAAAAUUUCAGAUACCCUUAUCCGUAUCCGCCGCCGGGGUACCCAUCAGGUCCUCCACCACCGCCGCCGCCGCCGCCGCCGUACGAAGGGUACCCACCACCACCACCACCUGGGUAUCCUCACGGAUACGGUCCGCCUCCGCCACCACCCCCACAUGGUCCGCCUCCGCCGUACGAAGGGUACCAAGGGUAUUUCAAUGAGGGGUACCCUCCGCCUCCGCCUCCACAGCAGCAAUACCAGCAGCACUAUCACUACGACCAUCAGAAUUACCAAGAACAAGAUGGUUGUAUGUCUUUCUUACGAGGCUGUUUGGCUGCGCUAUGCUGCUGUUGUUUGUUGGAGGAGUGCUGCUUCUUCUUUUGA
Molecule: messenger RNA, 432 nt
Organism: Prunus armeniaca (apricot)
Lineage: Eukaryota; Viridiplantae; Streptophyta; Magnoliopsida; Rosales; Rosaceae
Source: the annotation of a GenBank genome assembly